AUGUCAUCAUCACGUAAGCGUACUAGGGUCUGUUCGUUAAUUAAUGCUUCCUCUUCUUCUGGUCGUUCCUUAUAUUUGGACAAUGGAGACUGUACUAAUGUUUGUGAGCAUUAUGGUGCUUUUUUUUGGUUUGAUGAGCGUAUAGUUGCUACAUCUACCACCCGUCAUCUUCGAUAUAACCAAUGUUGUAAAACUGGACGUGUGAAGUUUCCACCUCCUAAUCAUCCUUUAUCGGUUUUCGUUGAUCUGUUUGGUCGAGCAGACUUUCUAGCAAACAUACGUGCUUAUAACUCUAUGUUCGCAAUGACUUCUUUCGGUGGCAAAGUAGACGAUUCUAUUAAUACUGGGUCUGCGCCAUACGUGUUUAAGGUUGAGGGCCAGGUUUAUCAUUCGUUGGGUUCAUUGUGUCCUACAGAUAAUGAACCAUCAAGAUUUCUGCAAAUGUAUAUCUAUGAUACUGAUAACGAAAUUGCGAAUAGGCUUAGAUUCUUUGAUGGCAAUACACGUUCACGGUUAAGUGUUGAUGUUGUCUCUACAAUUCUUACAGCCCUUGAGGGGUGUAAUAAAUUGGUGAGGCUUUUCAGAAAUGCUAGAGAUUUGACUCUUUCGUCUAACUUACCUUCAUUUACAAUUCAUUUAUACAAUUCAUAUAAUUCUUUGUCUUAUGAUAGACCUGGCCCUGAUUGCAUUGGUGCAAUUAUCACUGACCAAGACCCCAAUUCUGAUGGAUAUGACAUUGUUAUUCAGCAUAAGGCUACUGGUCCACAACGAAUAAGCAAUCUUCAUUCGUUAUACAUGGCUUUGCAAUAUCCUUUGUUGUUUAUUUAUGGUGAAAGUGGUUGGUCCCAUGACUUACGACUUUCUGGUGUUUCUGGAAAAGAGGACAAAAAUAUGUCUAUGAAUAUGUUCUAUAGUUAUCAACUUCAUGAUCGUCUUAACGUCUACACAUUGCUGCUGCGAGGAGGUCGUCUAUUCCAGCAAUAUCUGGUUGACGCCUACGUGUGUAUAGAGCAGAAUAGGUUAGAAUAUUACAGACGUAAUCAAAGUUAUCUAAGAAGUGACGUGUUGAAAGGCAUACAUGAUGCUAUUCGUCGUGGUGAUACUGAGGGACGUGAUAUAGGAAAACGUACUAUUCUACCUUCAUCAUUUAUGGAGGGUCCACGAUACAUGUACAAGCAUUAUCAAGAUGAGUUAGCGAUUUGUAGAGUACAUGGAAACCCUCAAUACUUCAUCACUUUUACGUGCAACGUUAACUGGCCUGAAAUUCAUAGAUAUUUGACUAAGUAUCCAGCCUUUGGGAAAGUUACUGCGGAUUUAUACACGAUUGAAUUUCAGAAGAGGGGUCUACCACACUGUCAUUUGUUGUUAUGGAUAAACGAAACUAAUAAGAUAACUGACGCUACUCAUCUUGAUAGGUAUAUUUCGGCAGAAAUUCCAGAUCCUGUAAUGGACUCGGAUCUGCAUAGGAUUGUUACCGACUUCAUGAUACGUGGACCAUGCGGUACUGUUAGACCCAACGCGCCAUGUAUGUCAUUCGGUAUGUGCUCUAAGAACUUUCCAAAGGCUUAUCAACAAAGUAGUGUGAUUGACGAGAAUGGAUAUGCACAUUAUAAAAGAUGGUUGAUUGGGAAUACUGUCCUCAAAGGUGGCGUUGCUCUUGAUAACAGCUAUGUUGUCCCAUACCACCGCACCAUACUGUUACACUUCCAAGCACACAUAAAUGUUGAGUACUGCGGGUGGAGCAUGUUGAUAAAGUACCUCUUAAAGUACAUAUCAAAGGGCUCUGAUCGUAUUCGUUUUAACAUUAGUAAAGGUCCUUCUUCUUCUGGUGAUACCGAAGGUGACACUACGUUUGAAAUCGACGAGAUUAAGAACUAUGUUGAUGGAAGAUUCAUAUGUCCACAUGAGUCAGCUUGGAGAAUUCUUGAUUUCCACAUUCAUCAAAGGAAUCCUGCAGUACAGGUUUUAGCUGUUCACUUGCAAGAAAUGCAAGGUGUAACUUUCAGGGACAAUGAACAAUUAGAAAACAUUAUUAGAAACCCAUUAUCAAGGCGUACUACAUUAACAGAAUGGCUUUACAACAAUUGCAUUGAUGAGAGUGGACGACAUCUGAAUUACGUAGACUUUUUAUCAGAGUAUAGAUGGGAUGCCUCAAAAAGGUUGUCGAUCCUUCGAGGACAUUCGUACAGUUUCUGGAAGGUAUGCUCAACAUACCGUACUGCAUGCGAAAGGCAUGGAUUACUAGGUGAUGACAAAGAAUGGUCAUAUACCUUCGUUGAGGCUGCUAUUUGGGCUACAGCUUCUAAGUUACGACACCUAUUCAUACAUAUGCCAUUAUAUUGUGAGGUGUCAAACCCUAAACAAUUGUGGGAUAUGCAUUGGCAUAGAAUGGCUGAUGACAUUGUGCAUAGACAUCAUCUCUUAAACGAUGAUGAUAAGAUGCAACAUGUUUUGUAUGAGCUUGAACUAUUAUUGCGCACUGGAUCGUCUUCCUCAUUGUCGGAGUUAGGGCUGCCAAUGCCGAAUCCAACAGUUGUUGCAUCUGUGACAAAUAGACUACUCAUGGAAGAAAGAAAUUACGAAAGGCAACAACUUGCAAUCGAACAUAUGUCAUCACGGUCUGCUCUCAAUCCACAACAAAAGAGCAUAUACGAUUAUGUUUUGUCUACAUUAGAAUGA
This is a messenger RNA of Helianthus annuus (common sunflower), 2679 nucleotides long. RefSeq lists its product as uncharacterized. Lineage: Eukaryota; Viridiplantae; Streptophyta; Magnoliopsida; Asterales; Asteraceae. The record is from RefSeq and is a predicted model, not a curated record. The coding region runs from base 1 to 2679 and encodes 892 amino acids. The transcript is spliced from 3 exons.